Messenger RNA from Lingula anatina, 1695 nucleotides. RefSeq names its product heme transporter hrg1-B-like. Gene Ontology annotation, molecular function: heme transmembrane transporter activity; heme binding. The record is from RefSeq and is a predicted model, not a curated record. Gene Ontology annotation, cellular component: plasma membrane; lysosomal membrane. Gene Ontology annotation, biological process: heme transport. Lineage: Eukaryota; Metazoa; Brachiopoda; Lingulata; Lingulida; Lingulidae.
ACGUCUUACGUAAAGAGACAUGGCUCCCUCCAGGUGUGGGAUGCGAGUGCGGAUUUCACUCGCUGUUAUCGGCAUUAUAGUGGGCUUGGCAGUUCUUGGUGUGUUUGGGGUUAAAUUCAAGAACUGGAGUGCAGCAAUAUGGGGCGCUAUUUCAGGUGUCUUCGCCGCAGUAACACUGUAUGUCCACAUACAGUAUAUACGAGACAUCUGGAAAACCUUCUUCUACAAGCUGAAGUAUCUGAUGUACACAGGGUGUUUUGUACAGCUGGCAGGAGUGUGUGGAUUUAUAGUGUACCUGACACUGGGCAUUGUACAGAAAAUAGUUUUUACUGAAUUCUAUGGAGAGAACUACUACCUAACAUGUGUCUGGUGUUUUAUGACUUGGAAGUGGGGCUUUGCUCUGUUCUACUACUCACGUUCCUACAGAAGACUCUAUGAAGACACGUAUCUGAUAUCAAACCAAGAGGAAUAACAUCAUGAAUUAUUUUGGGGGGUGGAAAGUUUUGUUCCCUUGUGUUAUUUUUAGUCUUACAAAAGACUAUACAAAUGUGCAUUUUUGAUAACAAAUUCAGAAGGAGCAGCAGCAAAAAUUGCUACAUAAAAAGAAAGUUGGAUUUCACCUCCAAACAAAGAGGGCAGUAAUACAACUUAUUUUUGAGGGAAAUUGUGUUCCAUCUCCUUCUGUGAAGUGUUCAUGAAGAUACAUGUUAGACUGAAAAGCAAGAGAUGACAUAAUAACUUUUCAUUUUAAGAAUUAAGUCUAAAGGAACAAAGUGACAACUAUCCACGUGGCAUUGCAAGAGAACGGCAACAUUUGGUUGUUGUAUACAGAAAGCAUUAUUAAGAGUAGCUAGUAUUAGGUUAUUACAGUGAUAUCUCUGUACUCUACGCUUACAUAUACACAUUCACUUAUACAUCAGAAGUGUAAUCAGCUCUUUCUGCACAAAUAAUUUGUGUUGGAUUUCCUGUGAAGUGCUCAUAAAGAGAAACUUUAGGGAGAGGCAGAGAUGUCCUUUAUUUCUUUUUCCCCCCCGUGUUCAAUAUUUUUCUCGUUUUCACAUUAGAUCAAAUUCUACUUCAUCAGAAAGUUAUUUAAUUUCACAUUUAAAGCAGAAGUAUAUUUUGAUAAUUUCCCUUAGUAAAAAUUAUUUAGCAAAAGAACAAAUGGCAGCAAGACGUACUGUUACCAAAUACGCUUCUCCAUCGAAACAAAGGGUUUGGGGUCACCCACGCCCACUUCUGGACAGAAUACUGCUGCCAGUCUUUCCUUAUAAGCUUUGUAAACAUAUUAACCAAUUUUAUAAACAUAUUGGCCAGUUGUUAAAUAUUUUAGGAAGACAUAUACACAUGAUUGUGAGAAUGUAUAAGCAAAUAUGUUAGUCAGAUUUGAGGGAUAUUUAGAAUUAUAUGAUCUGAUGAAGGGAUUAUAUUUUUAACUUUGAAAAAAAAAAAGAGGUCGUUUUUGUUAGUUUUGAUUUACGUAACCAACCCAAAUAUAUCUCAAUGUAAGAUGCUCAAAAUGUUAAUUAUGGUUAUGAAGAUUGGUUUGUUAUCCUUAAUAAAGUACGUUCAAGUAAAACUCAAGAGAGAGUUGGUGCCAGCAAACAAUUCUGAGACUAAUAAAAGUUCACAAAAUUCUGAUAUAUAUACCAAUUAACUUUAUUUCAGAAUAAAUUACAAUAUUUUUUUACUGGU